This is a messenger RNA of Pseudo-nitzschia multistriata, 2015 nucleotides long. Lineage: Eukaryota; Bacillariophyta; Bacillariophyceae; Bacillariales; Bacillariaceae. The record is from the annotation of a GenBank genome assembly.
AGAAGCCUGCAUCCUUCUACGGUACAGGUCCACAAAAAAGAGCCUUACGAAGACAAAAGCAAUAAAGGACGAGGCAAAAACAACAAGAUCAAGGAAGAUGGUGCUUGAAGCAGUAAAAGUGUUAUAUUGUGCAAAAUGCGGGAUGCCUCCGGAGUAUUGCGAGUACGGACCCGAUUUCGAGCGGUUGUGCGAACCAUGGCUGAAAAAAUACCACCCCGGUAUGCACGUCACUCUUAAGGCACUCCGUGGCGACACCAGCAGCGACAACGACGAGGAGGAAGAACCCGUGCCAGAAAAGCCAGCGGAACCAUGGACCACCGAAGAGAGACUGACCAAAUUCUACGAACUGUACGUGCCAGAGAAAGUGUCCGACGUUCCCUCACUUCUUGAAAAAUACGCCGGGAAAGAGGAGAAAUUGUUCAUAGCACUGAGCAAGAAAUAUGGCCCUGAGCCCGAAGACCCAUAUUACAUGUCAGACAACGAGGACGAAGACGAGAGUGAGGACCUCGCCAAAGAUAUGGACAAUCUUCAGGUUGGAGGAAAAAAAAGGAGAGGAGUCAAAGCAAAAAAGUCGGUCAAAUCCGAAACCCGAGUAUUGAUCCAAAAGCUCACUCGAUCCAAAAGAAAAGCAACUACUGUUAUUGUUGGCAUGGAAACCGUGGAAGGAAUCAAAUUAAAAGACGCUUCCAAGGCAUUUUCGAAACGAUUCGCUGGAAGUUCUAGUGUAAAAGACGGUGUCAAGGGGAAAGAAAUCAUCAUUCAAGGAGAUCACAUGGAGGAUGUUGCAGCUAUGAUUGUGGACAAGUUCAAGGUUCCUGGCGACUGUGUGUUUUUGGAUUUUGAUGGAGGUGUCGUGCCCUACCAAUAGAAGAAUUGGAUAUAUGGUAGACUCUAAUAUCUGCAAGGAAUUGAAUUCACACAAAAUGUUUGCAUUUGAGGAUUUACAAAUUUAGUUUGCCGCGUUUUCGGUGUUCGUGGAUAAGAUAGGGUCUACAAUUGGAGCGUAGGAUAAAUAUGCUAGCAACGGAUGAACACUGCCAUACUAUAGGAUGGCCUCUUACGCUUUUGAGAAGUAAAAUUAUGCGAUUUUAUGGUUGCCAAAGGCACAUCUCACAAUGAGCGCUCCCCUUAUUACGAAACGUACAGCGUUCACAAGACCAUUCUUCGUCGCCGCUACCAUUGGCUGUGAGAUCGAUCACAUUAUGAUUUCCGAUUGAAGCAUUACGUUGUUGUUGCGAUAAGACGAGGUCGUUUCUUUCGGUGUCGGGUCGUUUUCUCUUUCGGUUCUGGAUUGCACAUUGUGACUUUCCAGCAGCAGAGACUGAAGGAUUUUUACUGUCGUCGUCGUCGUCGUCGUCGUCAUCGUCCAAUAUUUCAAUGACGCACGGCUCUUGCGAUCGCUCGAUCAUCCGACGCAUUCGUAGCAUUUGUCGCUUUCUCGACUCCGCAGCGUUGGCGAUAAGCGAUCGCAGCUCGUGCUGGCUCCUCCCGGCUCCGGCAACACCGCCCAAUUUGCGUCCAUUUGCAGUAUCUUCGUUCAGCAAGCGACUCUUUCCCGAAAGAUUCCUCCCACCCAGACGAUACCCUCCUGUCUGUGGCAAGGGACCACUCAUAGAACCGGCUGCAAUAGAAAUAUUGUUUGUACCCGCCGUUUCCCCCGGUCUCCGUUCGUUUCGCUGUCGUACGGCAUCCGCAUUUGCGGGCCUCAGAAACGAAGGCCCCGACAAUCCAUGAAUCUGAAUCGUGGCAUGUUCCUCGAGAAUCUCUUCCAUCAGCUUGAAAAAACCAGGCCCAUGGUUUUGAUGAACGCAAUGGCUGAGCUCGUGGGCCAUUGUUCCAGCGACGUCUUCCCAGGGCAGGAGUAGAUGAUCGAUGGGGCGACGCAACCGCAAAUGGAUUGAAUGUGAUUUGAUCCGCCCAAAUGUCGUUUGGUUGUACCCCAAUACGUUGUUGCUCAUCCGUCGGCAUUUUCCCUUUUUUCGUCCCCUCACAACGCAGUGAUCAAGCCCAUCCCC